UCGUUAAGAGGUAAUUUGCGUGCGCGGAUUAGAAGUGAAAACUAGUUUUUAAAGUGAAAUUCAUAACCUUAUAUGUCAUUUUAUAUAUUUGUAUGUAUGUAGAUACCAAUAAUAAUUUUUUAUUAAACGUAUAAAAAUAUACACAAAAAAUACGGUUUUUUUUCUUUAUGCUAACUACUAACAAAUUAUAUUUAAAAAAAUUUUACGAUUAAAAAGUAAAAACUAAUUUUUGAAUAGAAAUUUUUAAAUUUCAAUAAGGCAAUUAUUGGAAUAGAAAAGUGCCAACUAUUUAUAUAUACAUAAAAAAAAAAAAAAAAACAAAAUACCAAAUUGCUUAUUAGAUUUAAUAAAACUUGUAAAAUUUUUCUUUUACCCUGUGGAUUAUUAAAAUAUAAAUACAUUCAAUCUGGAUUUAGGAUACUACGAGGCUCAUAGAGGUAAUAAACAACGACACGAAUUUUGGCAACGUUCAACACAUCUUCACACACGAAAGCAAAAUAAAAACAAUUACAUAUAACACAAGUGGAAUUUGAAUGGAUUUAUUAAAAUAUUGAAAGAAUAGUAUCAAAUGAAUUAAAAUAAUCAAAAAAUUAAUACAAAAAAAAAUCAUCUAUUGAUUUUGUUUGUUAGUUUGUUUUAGUUCAUUGUAAAUAUAAGAGAUAUGUUUCAGCUAACAUCUCAAUAUGAACCAGGUGCAUAUUCGCAAUUACAAACACGCUCUGGUAGUUCUUCCAACUUGACAUCACAACGUGAUGGAAUCGCAAGAUUCGAACAAGAACGUAUCAAAACAUUACAAGAAGAACGUCUACAUAUACAAAAGAAAACUUUUACAAAAUGGAUGAAUUCAUUUUUAAUAAAGGCCAAAAUGGAGGUCGAAGAUCUAUUUACCGAUUUAGCGGAUGGCAUAAAAUUAUUAAAACUUUUGGAAAUAAUUUCAUCAGAAAAAUUGGGUAAACCAAAUAAUGGUCGUAUGCGAGUCCAUAAAAUAGAAAAUGUUAACAAAAGUUUAGCAUUUCUUCAUACCAAGGUUCGAUUAGAAUCAAUUGGUGCUGAAGAUAUUGUAGACGGCAAUAAAAGAUUAAUCUUAGGUCUAAUAUGGACAAUUAUUUUACGAUUUCAAAUUCAAGAAAUUGAAAUCGAUGUGGAUGAGGAAAAUGAAUCAUCAGAAAAACGUUCUGCUAAAGAUGCAUUAUUACUUUGGUGUCAACGUAAAACACAUGGUUAUCCUGGUGUUAAUAUACAAGAUUUUACAUCAUCAUGGCGUUCUGGUUUAGGAUUUAAUGCAUUAAUACAUUCACAUCGACCAGAUUUGUUUGAAUACAAUAGUCUAUUACAUCAAAAAAAUAUAGAUAAUUUAAAUCAUGCAUUUGAUACAGCAAAUAGCGAUUUAGGUAUACCAAGAUUAUUAGAUGCUGAAGAUGUAGACACAGUUAGACCGGAUGAAAAAUCAAUUUUAACUUAUGUUGCUUCAUAUUAUCACACAUUUGCCCGCAUGAAAAAUGAACAAAAAAGUGGGAAACGUAUAGCCAAUAUUGUUGGGCAAUUAAUGGAUGCUGAUAAAAAGAAAGCUCAAUAUGAGAGAUUAACGACGAGUCUAUUGAGUUGGAUAAGAACAAAAACGAUGGAAUUAAAAAAACGAGAUUUUCCAAAUUCGUUGGAGGGAAUCCAAAAAGAAUUGUUAGCUUUUACAAAAUACCGUACAAAUGAAAAACCGCCCAAAUAUAAGGAACGAAGUGAAAUCGAAGCUUUAUAUUUUACUAUAAACACAUUAUUAAAGUCACUUAAUCAACCACAAUAUACCCCACAAGAUGGACAGUUAGUAAAUGAUAUAGAAAAAGCUUGGCAACUUUUAGAAUACGCUGAACAUAGUCGAGAAGUGGCAUUAAGAGAAGAAUUGUUAAGGCAAGAAAAAUUAGAACAAUUAAAUUAUAAAUUUGAAAAAAAAUCUGUUCUUCGUGAGGGUUACUUAAAAGAAAUGAUACAGGUUUUAUCUGAUCCAAGAUAUUUAAGACAAGUUGAUGCAACUCUUAAAAAGCAUGAAGCUAUUUCAGCUGAUAUUUUAGCGCGUGUUGAACGAUUUAAUGAUUUAACGGCGAUGGCUAAUGAAUUAGAAAAAGAAAAUUAUCAUGAUAAGGAACGUGUUAAAAAACGAGAAGAGGAAGUAAUGGAAAAAUGGCGUAAAUUAUUGGAGCUUUUGGAAAAUCAUAAAAAAAAUUUGUCUUUAAUGAGUAAUUUAAUGAAUUUACUUAGAGAAAUUGCAACCACGUUGGAAUCUAUUAGGGAAAUGCAAACACAAUUUUCUUCUGAAGAUGUUGGCCCACAUUUAUUAGGUGUUGAAGGUCUUUUACAGGAACAUUCAUUGCUUGAAUUACAUGUCAAUGCAUUAGGUAAAAGUAUUAAAUUAUACGACAGGCAAGCACAGGCUUACAAAGAUUCAGAUCAAAAAGAUGUUCCGUUAUUGAUGCAACGUUUAGACGAAUUACAUAAGGCUUAUGAAAUUUUGCAGGCACUAUGCGCAAAAAGAAGGGCCCGAUUAGAAGAAGCAAGACAUUUUUAUCAAUUUUUGGAAGAUUACGACAACGAAGAAGGAUGGUUGGUUGAUAAGCAACGAAUAUGUAAAACUGGAAUAACAGCAAAAGAUUUACGCGCAGUGUUGUCUCUACAACAAAAACAUAAAGCAUUAGAAGAUGAAAUCAAAGUACGUAAACCUAAAUCUCUUCAGAUGGCUGACACUGGUAAAAAAUUAAUUAAUGAUAAGCACCCCAGAUCGCCAGAAGUUAAGUCUAGGAUAGAUUCUUUAGCCGAACAUUGGAAAGCCUUGGAAGAUUUGGUUGAAUUACGGAAACGUCAAUUAGAUGAUGCAGCUGAAGCAUAUCAAUUUUAUACUGACGCUAAUGAAGCCGAAUCCUGGUUAAAUGAAAAAAUGGCGUUAGUAAAUUCCAACGAUUAUGGAUCUGAUGAACCUUCAGCUCAAGCUUUAUUACAAAGACAUCGUGAUUUGCAAGGGGAGCUAAACGCAUAUUCUGGAGAUAUUUUGAAUUUGAAUCAACAAGCUGAGAAAUUAAUAAAAGCCGGAAUAUGUACACUUGAAUUAUCAGCAGAACCUGAACCUGUACCUGAAAUGGAACAAGAGGAAUGGGUGAACGAAACGCGUUUGGUACCGAAGGAAGUUUGGGAAGAAGAAGCUGUCGAGAGAUUGGAACACAGAAAGGUUACAGAACUGAAGCUGUUACCUCAUGUCAAAGCAAUGUAUUCUUUUGACGGACAGGGGAUGAAAAUGGAAAAAGGAGAAGUUAUGGUUUUGAAAAAUAAAACGAAUGCAGAUUGGUGGUGUGUUCGAAAGGAAACCGGUGUUGAAGGAUUUGUACCGGCUAAUUAUGUUCGAGAAAUUGAAGCAAGGCAAGUACCUUGCAUUGUGCCAAAAGCUGAAAAAGUUAAAGUUAUUCAAAAAGUUAAGAAAACCAUACUAGUCCGCCAAACAGUUCCUGUUAAACGUAUAAAACCGGCCAGCAUUGCUCAAAUCAAACCAUUAGUCAAACGACAAACUUCAACAAGUGGUAUAAAUGAGAAUGCUGAUAGCGUAGAAAAAAGACAGAAACGAAUUAAUCAAACGUAUGACCAGCUUCAGGAUAUGGCCCAAAAGCGCCACGCUCUCCUUGAAGAUUCUAUUCGUCUUUUUGCCUUUUAUAGAGAAUGCGAUGAUUUUGAAAAGUGGAUGAAGGAAAAGGAAAAAUUCAUAAAAGCUGAUGAUGCUGAUAAAGUUGACAAUGCGAGAAAAAAAUUUGAAAAAUUCCUUACCGAUCUGUCAGCCGCAUCGAAACGUAUUGAAGAAAUUGAUAAAGCCGUAGAUAAAUUUACACGUCAGGGGCAUUCUCAAAUGGAUAAAAUCAAAGCGAGACAAAAACAAAUCCAUCAAAUAUGGCAGCGGUUAAAUGCAGCUAAAGCUCAAAAAGAAAAAAGCUUAGAAGGAGCAUCAAGUGUUGAGUUGUUCAAUAGAACUUGUGAUGAAGCUAAAGUAUGGAUGAGCGAAAAAAUGCUACAAUUAGACACAGCAGUAAUAAGUCCUGACUUAAAAACAGUUCAAGCUUUACAAAGAAGACAUCAGAAUUUAGAAAGAGAACUUGCUCCGGUUGAAGAAAAAGUGAAUAGAGUUCAAUUUUUAGGAAAUUCAGUAAAAAAUGCAUAUCCUUCAGAAAGAGCCAAUGUUACAGCACGACAACAGGAAGUACAGGAAAUGUGGAAACAAAUUCAUGGAAAAGCUACAGAACUUAAAAUAAGAAUAGAAAAUGCUGUAGGUCAACAAAUAUUUAAUAAUAGUUCUAAAACUCUACUUGCUUGGAUAGACUCUGUAAAAGAUCAACUAAAUGCUGAUGAUUCAGCCAGAGAUGUAGAAACAGCUACUAAAUUAUUGAAAAACCAUAAUGAACUUGGUGAUGACAUAAAAGCACAUGAUAAUGAUUUUGUAGAAAUCAUUAAUUUAGGAGAACAAUUAAGUGAUGGAAACUCUAACUUAGCUGAUGUUCAAAAAGUUAUGGAUCGUCUGAAAGCCGAAAAGGAAGCCAUAAAUCGUGGUUGGAUAGAAAAACAAAAAUGGCUUCAACAAUGCGUCGAGUUGCAAAUUUUUAACAGGGAAGCUGAUAAAAUAGAUGCGACAACUAAAGGGCACGAAUCGUUUUUGGAAUAUGAUACUUUAGGGAAUUCCUUAGAUGAAGUUGAGGCUAUAUUUAAAAGACAUAUUGAUUUUGAAAACAGUCUUAUGGCGCAAGAUAAAAUUUUGAAAGGAUUUUCUGAUCAUGCUGACAAAUUAAUCGUAAAUAACCAUUAUGAUUCGCCAUACAUUGGUGAAAGACGUGGACAGGUAUUGGGAAAGCGAACAAAUGUGAAAGAUCGUGCUUUUGACAGAAAAAGGUCCCUUCAAGCUUCAAAAGAUUUUCAAAAGUUUAUGGCUGAGGCUGAAGAUUUAGAUGCUUGGCUUAAUGAUAAAAUUCGAAUUGCUAGUGAUGAAAGCUAUAGGGAUCUUACAAAUUUGCCAAGAAAAUUGCAGAAACAUAAGGCAUUUGAAAGAGAACUUAGAGCUAACGAAGGUCAACUAAGAAAUAUUAAUAAGGAUGCAGAAGCAUUAAUAUUGGCUAAAAAUCGAGUUCCAGAAGUUGAAAAAGUCACCAAAGAUUUGAAUAAGAAAUGGAAAGAUCUUCUUCUAAUAUCGGAAGACAAAGGACGUAAAUUAGAGCAGGCAGUUUUACAACGUGAACAUAAUCGUUCAAUUGACGAUGCUAAAAAGAAAGCGGAAGAGUUAACUAUUGCUCUCAGAAGUAAAGAUGUAGGGAGUGAUCUUCGUAGUUGCAAAGAUCUUAUAAACAAGCAUCAUGUUCUUGAAUCUGAAAUUGCACUAUGGCAAGCAAAAAUAGAAGAACUGGUCUCUUCUGGAGAAGAAAUGGCUCAUGAAGGUCAUUUCAAUGCCAAAAACAUAAAAGAUGAGACGAAAGAAAUCCAAAAUCGUUUCAAGCUUCUACGUGGUCCUUUAGAAAAGCGUCGUGCUGAACUUGAAGAGUCCCUGAAUUAUCACAAAUUCGUCUUCGAGUUAGAUGCAGAGUUACAAUGGAUUAACGAUCAUACUCCGGCAGCUACUUCGAAAGAGAUUGGGCAAAAUCUUCAUCAAGCUCAAAGUUUAUUUAAAAAACAUAAAAAAUUAGAGGCGGAAAUUAAAGGUCAUCAGCCUAUGAUAAAUCGCGCUCUGCAAAGCGGUCAGGCACUAAUAGAUCAAAAACAUCCCGAAAAGAAAAAUGUUGAGCUUUUGUGCAAAAAAUUACAAGACAGCUGGGAUGAACUAAAUGAAAGUGCUAUUGACAGAGGUAAAAAACUUGAGAUGUCGCUUAAAUCUCAACAAUAUAUGUCAGAAGCAGGCGAAAUAGAAACCUGGCUCGGAGAGCGUAAUAAUGUUUUGCGUUCGACAGAUUAUGGCCGUGAUCGCGAUUCUGCUACAAAAUUAUUAACAAAACAUAAAGCUAUUGAGCUAGAGUUAGAUACAUAUUCUGGCAUUGUUUCCGAAAUGGGACAUAAUUGCGCGUCCAUGGUAUCUGCAUCUUUUCCAGAUAGUAAGGUAUUAGCUGCUAAACAACAGCUAAUUGAAAAGAUGUUAAAAUCGUUACAAAAAUUAGCUAAUCAAAGACAAAUGAACCUAAUGCAGAGCUUAUACAUGCAUGAAUAUUUCAUUGAAUCUGAUGAAGUCGAGCAAUGGAUCAAAGAACAAGAACAAACAGCAUCUUCAGAAGAUUAUGGACAGGAUUAUGAACAUUUGCAACUUCUUCAAAAUAAAUUUGAUGAUUUAAAACACAGUGUGGAGGUAGGUGCAGAUCGUGUCGAUCAGUGUGAAAUAUUAGCUAAGAAAUUGAGUGAAACAGAUAGUCCUUAUAUAAAUCAAGUAGAGAAAAGACAGGAUCAGCUUAGAAACGCGUGGGAAAAUCUACUUAAGUUUCUCAAUCAACGCGAACAAAAACUUCACGCUGCAGGUGAAAUACAUAGAUUCCAUAGAGAUGUAGCUGAAGCUUUAUUCCGAAUUCAAGAUAAGAACGCGGCCCUCUCCUCCGAAUUGGGGAAAGAUCUAAAUUCUGCAUUAGCAUUAUAUAGAAAACAUGAAGGAUUUGAAAAUGAUUUGGUUGCUCUAGAAGCCCAACUUCAAGUUUUGGUUGAGGAUUCUGUUCGCCUUCAGGCAAAAUAUCCUUCAAAUGGUAGUGCUAUUGCACAACAGCAAGAAAAAGUUGUUACGGCUUGGAACGAUCUGAAAGAAAGAUCCACCGCAAGAGCAGAUCGCUUAGCUGCAAGCUACGAUUUACAAACAUUCCUUACCGAAGUUAGAGAUAUUAUGUCGUGGUCUUCUAACUUAAGGGCUGCCCUCCAAGCUGAAGAGCAUGUAAGUGAUGCACCUGGAGCAACAGCUCUAAAAAUUCAACAUGAUGCUAUUUAUGGCGAAAUCGAGGCAAGAGAAGAAAAAUUCCGUUAUUUAAAUGAACUAAGUGAUUCAAUGGUGCAGACAGGCCAUUAUGCAGCUGCCGAAGUAGAAGACAAAUGUAAUGCAAUGCUGGAAGAACGACAAAAACUACAUGCGGCUUGGCAAAGAAAGAAAAUUUUAUUGGAACAAAAAAUUGACUUGUUUUGCUUUUUGCGGGAUGCCAAGCAAAUUGAUAACUUGUCAAGUACACAACAGGCGGCAUUAUCUAGCUCAGACUUUGGUCAAACUGUUGAAGAUGUGCAAAAUCAAAUCAAAAAACAUGAUGAGUUUGAACGUGUUAUUCAAACUCAAGAUGAAAAGGUCGCUCUCUUGCAAGAGCAUGGAAGAAAAUUGAUAGAACAACAUCACUAUGACAGCCCGAAUAUUCAGAAACGUCUCAAUGAAGUUUUAGUAAGAAGGCAAAAAGUGAAAGAAUUGUGUGAUAUUCGCAAGAGAAAGCUCGAAGACGCACUUUUAUAUGCACAGUUUCUUCGUGAUUGUGCUGAUGCUGAAUCAUGGAUUUCGGAGAAAAGAAAAAAAAUGGAAGCUGACGCUGCAAAUUAUUCUGAAGGCGCCAACCUAGAAGAAAAGAUAAAAAAAUUACAAAAACAACAAGCUUUUCAAGCAGAGGUGUCUGCAAAUCAAGGUCGUAUAAAAGAAAUUCAAGAUACAGGUCUGAUUUUAAUUAACAAAAAACACGAGUCAGCUCCUGAAAUAAAACAAGCUAUUGAAAAAGUUGUGAGCGCAUGGAAAUCUCUAAUUCAUGAACUAAACCAACGUGGAAGAGGGCUUGAAGAAGCCCAAGAUAUAUUAGAAUUUAAUAGCUUACUCGACAAGAUAGAAGCUUGGAUUCGCGAUAAAGAAAUGAUGAUUCAAGCGAACGAUUCUGGCAAAGAUUUAGAGCAUUGUAAUGCUUUGAGACGUAAAUUAGACGAUGUAGACUCUGAUAUGAGGGUAGAUGAUCAACGUCUGAAGCAAAUAAAUGUAUUAGCUGAUAAACUGAUCACUCAAGGACAGGUUCCCAACGAAACCAAAAGCGUUGAUAAACGGCGUCAUGACUUUAACAAUAAAUGGAAGGAGUUACAAGUAGCCUUAAAUGCUUAUCGAGCUCUUUUAGCUGGAGCCUACGAAAUACAUGUUUUUAAUAGAGAUGUAGAUGAUACUUCGGAACGCAUAAACGAAAAGGCGGUCUCAAUGGCGUCUAAUGAUACUGGUCGAGAUCUUACUGCCGUUGAAACUUUAAUAAGACGAGAAGAUGCACUUGAGCGGGAUAUGACUGCUGUGAAAAACAAAAUAAACGAGCAUGAACAAGAAGCCAUCAUAUUGAAAAAGAGAUAUUCUCCCAGGCAAGCUGAUAUUGAAAGAAAAAUGGAUGAAGUUAAGAAAUCUUGGAGUAACUUACAGAACCUAAGCGUAAAGCGAAGAGAAAUUCUCAACGAUGCAUAUAAAGUUCAUAAAUUUGUAUCUAAUGUUAAGGAAAUGGAACUAUGGGUAAAUGAUAUCAUAAAGAAAAUGAAUUCUGCCCCAAAUCCUGCAACGAUUUCUGAAUGUGAAUCACAGUUGGAGUUACACCAGGAACGAAAAGCUGAAAUUGAUGGCAGAGAAAAAGCUUUCGGUGACUUGAAAAGCUAUGGUGAAAGCCUAGUUGCUGCAAAUGAGUCUACAAAUGAUCUUACAAAACAAACUGAUGAAGUUGUCCAUUACUUACAAAUUCUUGAGGCUUUGCAUAAUACUGUUCAUGAAGCUUGGAAUGAUAGGGCAAAACAACUUAAAGAUGCUCAUCAGCUUCAGCUUUUCAAAUCGCAAGCUGAACAAGUGGAGACUUGGCUAGGUAAUAAAGAAGCCUUUCUCAAUAAUGACGAUUUGGGAGAUUCAUAUAAUGCUGUUGAACGGUUAAUAAAGAAACACGAAGCGUUUGAAAAAUUAUUAGAUUCAGAUAAUGUUGAGCAGCUGGAAAAAUUUGCUGUUUCCAUUCUUGAAAGUGACCCAGUAGAUGCAAUGCAAAUUAGAAUGCGUCUAAAAUCCAUUUUGGAACGGAAGAGAAAACUUUUAGAAUUAUCGGCAGAAAGAAAGCAAAAAUUAAAUCAAUCAAAGCAACAUCAACAAUUCCUGCGCAGUUUAUAUGAAAUAGAGAGAUGGAUCGUACAAAAAAUGCAAACUGCAGUAGACGAAAAUUAUCGAGACCCCACAAAUCUUCAGAGCAAGCUGCAAAAACAUUCAGCUUUCGAUGCAGAAUUAAUAACUAAUUCACCCCGGGUAAACGAUGUAAUAUGCGAAGGUGAAGCAUUGAUAAAAGCAGAUCAUUAUGCGAAAACUGAGAUAACUGAAAAUUUGGAAGCUUUAGAAACGGACUGGACGAAACUACAAAUUGCUUCAAAGGAAAAACGUGACAAACUACAACAAGCCUAUGAAGCAUUGAAAUUCAAUCGUAGUUUAGAUGAAUUUAAUAACUGGAUGGAUGAAGUUGAAUCACAUUUAUCUAGUGAAGACUAUGGUAAAGACUUGGCUGCAGUCAAUCAUUUGCUAAAAAAACAUGAAAGACUGGAGUCCGAUGUACAACAUCAUAAUGAAUUAUGUGAUCAAAUAAAGCAAAGUGAUGAAAAAUUCUUCCAAGCGAAUCAUUUCUUGAAAGAUGAAAUCCACGAGCGUGCAAUGACUUUAAUCAAGCGAUAUAAUACACUGCAUGAGCCGCUAGCCAUUAGACGUGAAAAUCUUGAAGAUUCAUUACUUCUUCAGCAAUUUUUACGAGAUUCAGAUGAAGAAUUACAAUGGCUUAAAGAUAAACAAGUGAUUGCUAGCUCAACAGAUUUGGGUUCAAGUGUAAUGGCAGUUCAAACACUUCAGAAAAAGCACCAAGCCUUGGAAGCUGAAAUGGUUUCACAAGAACCAUUAAUAAUAUCUUUGCUUCAAAGAGGUCAACAAAUGAUACAAGAAAACCAUUUUGCUAGUGAUCAGGUCAAAGCACAAUGUGACGGUUUACAACAAAACUUAAGAAAUUUAAGAGAUUUAAGUGGUAUUCGAAGAAUCCGUUUAUUAGACGCUGUUGAAAGUCAAAUGUUUUAUGCUGAAGCAAAUGAAGCUGAGACAUGGAUGAAAGAAAAGAGACCUAUGUUGGCUUCGCUAGAUUAUGGAAAAGAUGAAACUUCUGUAAUAUCGUAUCAAAGAAAACUAGAAGUAUUGCAACGCGAACUGAUUUCCUUUAAAGCUUCAAUUGAUAAAGUGGAUAAAUUAGCUAAUAGCUUAAUAGAACGAAAUCAUUUUGAUAGUGAAAACAUUGAAAAAAAAAAUAAAAAUGUUUCUAGUAAUUAUGAAGAAUUGCUUAAAUUCAGUAGUGAAAGAGAGCAUCGUCUUGUUGAAAGUAAGAAAUUUUAUGAAUAUUUAAGAGAAACGGAAGAUUUACAUGAAUGGAUAAAUGAUCAAAUGGCCAUAACGGCUUCAGAAGAUUAUGGUGAAGAUGUAGAACACGUCGAGCAACUUAUUUUAGCAUUUGAGUCUUUUGUCUCAAAUUUGUCGGCAAAUGAAGAAAGAGUACAAAAUUGUUUGACUAAAGGAGAAGCUUUGAUAAAAGAAAAUAAUCCUUAUAGGGCAACUAUUAAAACUAAAAAAGAUGAAACUAAGCAACUAUGGGAAGAGCUUAAAGAUCUAGUCAAUGCUCGGCAAGAAGCUUUAGCUGGAGCAAAACAGGUUCAUGUAUAUGAUAAAGCAGCUGAUGAAACAAUAUCUUUAAUCAGUGAAAAGGAAACAACUUUGAUGUCUCAAGAUUAUGGUCAAGACUUAGAUACUAUACAAGCUUUAAUUAGGAAACAUUCAGUAUUUGAAAGUGAAAUCACAGCAAUUAAAAAGCAGGUGGAAACUGUACUAGAAGAAGCGAAGAAGUUAGGGGAACAAUAUCCUGAUGCUAAGGAACAUAUUGAAGUAAAAAAAGAAGAAACCGUAGAAGCUUGGCAGGAUCUUUCUGAGAAAGUAGAAUUACGUAAAAACAAGCUUCAUCAGACCGAGCAAUUGCAGUCAUAUUUCGAUGAAUAUAGAGAGUUAAUAGCUUGGAUUAACGAAAUGUUGGCAAAAAUUACAGCACCGGAUUUGGCGAGAACUGUUGCUGGGGCUGAAGCCUUAUUAGCUAGUGUUAAAGAGCACACCGCAGAAAUCGGCUCUAGAGAUGAAGCUUUUGAUCGAUUUACUGCUAAUGGGCAAAAAUUAAUUUCUGAAAAACAUUUCUUAGCUCAUGAAAUUGAAGAUAAAAUUAGAAUUUUAGAUCAACGACAGGAGCUUCUGAUACGUACAUUACAACAACGGAAAGAAAUUUAUGAACUUAAUUUGGAUACUAGAAUUUUCUUAAAAGAUGCUGAAAUUUUAGAAAAUUGGAUUUCAAGCAGAGAAGCUCUUCUGAAGGAAACAAAACUAGGAGAAUCUAUACAGCAGGUUGAAGACCUGAUUCGUCGUCAUCAAGAUUUCGAAAAAACUAUUUCAGCGCAAGAUGACAAAUUCCAGGCUAUAAAGCGUAUAACGUUGUUAGAACAAAGAUUCCGAAAACAAUUGGAAGAAGAAAAAAUCGCUAAACGUUUGGAAAAAGAACGUUUAGAGAAAGAAAGAUUAGAAUCUUUGAAACAGAGGGAGCUUUUACGGCUUAAUGAAGAAAGACGUCGUACCGAGAAACUUCAUGAGCAGAAAAUAAAUGGAGUAGAAAAAACCCCGAUUUUUUCCACUCCAAUGGUAACUGUCACAUCUGUUUCGAUUGGAUCUAAUACUGGAUCACCCCUCCAACAAAGUGCUAGUGCCAGUGGAGUAUUUUCUUCACUUACAAAUACUAGACGUAGUUCAGGAGAUGCUAGUGUUAAACGUGCUGAGAGUAUGAAAACAGCUCCAAAACAACCGAAACGGACUCCAUCAUUUACCACACGGCGUAGAGCGCAAAGUUUCCGUAAAAAUCAACGUGGUGGAAAUUCAGAAAGUUUCGAUUUACCACCAGUUGAAAUUCAGGGUGUUUUAGAUCGGAAACAUGAACUCCAAUCGGGUGGUAAAAAAGCACCAGUCAGAUCUUGGAAAACGUUUCACACUGUUCUUUGCGGCCAACUUUUAUGCUUCUUUAAAGAUGAAAAUGAUUUCAUUCAACAAAAAACUGCGACGGCUCCUGUUAAUAUUUUAAAUGCUAAAUGUGAAAGAGCUGAAGAUUAUACAAAAAAGAAGCAUGUGUUUCGAUUAAAAUUGCCAGAUGGAGCUGAAUUUUUGUUUGAAGCCCCUACUGAUAGUUUGAUGAAUGAAUGGGUUAAGAAAAUAUCUUUUCAUGCUAGUCUUCCGCCUAAUUUACAACUUUUAAGUUACGAUGAAUCAGUUAAACAAGCAACUAGUUUCCCUGAUAUAAAAUCUCCCAUCCAAGAUCAUCUUGAAACUUCAUCACCAGUUAGUUCGCACACAUCUUCACCAGAUUCACAAAGACGUAGCUCUAGAAAUGAUUCAAUUGGCAGUGGCAUGUCGGGCGGUAGUAUGAAUACGCCGCAAAUGAAUUUUUUGCAAAAACAACAGCAACUCAUGCAACAAAAUAAUAAUUUACCCCCUAGUUCUGGUCAACAUCAACAACAACCAUCCUCACCAAAUGCUUCAAAUGCUUAUUCUGAUAAACCUCCAAUACCUCCUCGUGGAUAUAUGCCUCCACUUAUGCAACGCCAGAGUACUGAAAAUAUCGUCACUCUUAGAAGUCAAAGUAGUAGUGGAAGUGAUUUGACAGAUUCAAAUAGCAACUAUCAAAAUCCGCAGUCGGCAAAAAAUUAUUAUCCACAGCAAUCGGCGACAUUACCUUCGGGUUUAACUGGUAUUCAAAAUGGUUCUAAUGAAGAAAUAUGGAAACGCCAUAGUGAUAGUAAAUCAGAAAAUCCUCCACCGUUACCUGUUACAAAUCCACCUGUAUCGGGAAGUGGUAACGCCAAUCAUGGCAUGCAUAGAUUAAAUAGUUUUGGUACAACAGGUCCAAUGCAUGAUUAUCAUCAAUACCCGAUUUACGGCAAUCAAAAACAACAACAGCAACAUAAAAAUCAACACUAUUCUCAAAAUAGUGGUGGAGGACCAGCUCUUCACAUAAGACAACAACAGUCUAUACAAACUUCGGUGAAUAACAACAACAAUAAUAAUGGUAAUAAUAAUAAUAAUAAUGGAUCAAAUAAUCAAACAAGUGGAAGUCGAACUACUUGGCAUCAACAUUUUACAGAGUAUAGCAUGGUUAAUAACCCAAGCUAUGGCGGAACAUCAAAUUCUACGAUAACAAAUACGAUUAAUAAUAAUAAUAACAAUGACUUAACUGGAUGGGGACCAACACGUCAUGAUCCUGGUCGACCAAUUUCGUUGCAACAUGAUGGUACUUCGAUGUCAAGAGUGUCAGCUGAAAGUUCUAGCGAAUCUGAAGCACAAUCAAUUUCAUCGAUAUCCGGUGUUAAAGGAGGAGGAAAUCGGGACAGAAGAAGUGGAAUGUUUAGAAUUUUUACCCGUAAAGACAGAAACAAGAAACCAAGUCAACAGCCAAAUCAAUAAUAAUAAUUAUCAAAAUAAUAGUUAUAUUCAAAUAAAUAAUAAUAGUUAUAAUAUAAAUUGUAAUAAUAAUAUUGAUAAUUUUUUUAAAAAUGAUUGUUGUAGAAAGUACGACGAAGAAAUAUGGUUAUAAAACAAAUAUU
Messenger RNA from Condylostylus longicornis, 13647 nucleotides. RefSeq names its product spectrin beta chain, non-erythrocytic 1 (gene kst). Gene Ontology annotation, biological process: actin cytoskeleton organization. The record is from RefSeq and is a predicted model, not a curated record. Gene Ontology annotation, cellular component: cell junction; cortical actin cytoskeleton; plasma membrane. Gene Ontology annotation, molecular function: actin filament binding; phospholipid binding. The transcript has 22 exons. The coding region runs from base 662 to 13507 and encodes 4281 amino acids. Lineage: Eukaryota; Metazoa; Arthropoda; Insecta; Diptera; Dolichopodidae.